AUUCAUUCCUUUACACUGAACAACUGUUACCAACUCAAAUUGGAUACAGCUUGGGGGCUGUGCAAUGGCUACCCCGACACAAACAAGGAACAGGUUACCCCAGAAAGCUAUGCGAAUCGAACACUUCAAGCCUCAACAGUUAUGAUUCUGGGGCUGAAGUAAUCUUCGGAGGCUAUUGAACAAUGAUUUAAACGUCUUGUUCUGCAUGAUUGAAGAUCACCCGUGGCUGGGUGUUUUACUUCCAUGAGCUUAUGAUGUUUGCGUGGCUUCUUCUGUAUGAAUGAGUUGAUGUGUCGAUUCAAAGUAGGAAAUUCUUUGAUGUUGCUUAGUGAUUUGCAAAUGAUUUGCAUCAAUCAUGGGUUACUUGAGGAAGUGGAACAAAUCUUCCUUAGCGUCCCGUCCUGUAUGAUGUAUCUGUAUGCCAUGUUUUUGAAAUCUGAAUCCCGUCCAGUUAGUGUCUCCUAGUGCGAAAGCAGCAUGUCUACAGGUUCCACCAAUUUGUGUAAAACCUUUGAAUCAUUUUGUCUUCUUGCAACUUCGACCGUUGUGAUGCUCGCCAUGGGCGUGGGAGUUACAUGAAUAAAACUUGACUGUUUGCGACAAUAUUCCUUCUUUGUGAAGCAGACAGGCACAACUAGAAGAUUCUCCUUCUGGACAUCUCUCUAAUUGUUUUGAGAGCGAAGUUGGAGUUUUGAACGAGAAUUUUGUGACGAGGAGAAUCGACCGCACCUUGUCUGGGAAUCGGAUUUCAGGCAGCUCACUGUCUACUGUCACUUAGUCUGCAAGGAUGUUACAAAUCGUCCGGAGCCGCUGAUGAGCGUAAAUUAUUCUUGUCAACAGUAUCACGAGUGACAGUGUGCAGACAACUGCGAAUAUCGGUACCGAGCAGCUCCCCCCCCCCCCCCACGACUUUUUCCGAGACGCUUCAGAAGACCCUUCCCCACAUUGUCUCCUCUCGACGCUCCCCCGCCGACUACUAGUACCGCCGCGAGUCCUCGACCACUUCCCCCACUACUCCUGCGGCUGCUUGUCCCGUCGCUGCCCCCUGCCUCACUUCCCCGGCGAGUGUAAAUCAUUCUUGACAACACAAUCACAAGUGACGGUGUGCGGACUGCUGUGGACGUUGGUUGACUGGAAAGUUUCUUGAUUGUGGUUGGUGCUUCAAAUCCAGCGCUACCUUGUUCGAUACGUCAGUUCGAUAACUCUCGCUUUGAUUGGCUGAAGAAUCACCUUCAAUUUCUUGAGCUCAAUUCAGAUUAGAAGGAGAACACUGAAGUCGAUGAGCUGGAUGUCUAUAAGUGACCUUGCCAAUGGGCGUACUUGGGAUUCCUUACCUUCAGAAAUACAAGAUUUGGUUCUGGCCCGUUUGGACCUAACCGAUCUGUACAAUGUCGUCCGAGUUUGCAGAAGCUUCCGGGAAGCACUAUUCCGGGACAGCUUCAAGCAAGCGCGCGCUCGUCUACACCCAUUAGAGUGCACUCUCAGUCCUUCACUGUUUUGUGUGGAGAGGAAUUGGUGGCACCUGUGGGGGUUUGAUUGGAAGGAUCACAGUUGGCGCAUGCUACCCCCGUUCACCUGCCCGAUUCCAGUCCCGGAUCCUGACUCGUUUAGAAAAUUUCCGGUUGCCGGUAAACAUGGUCUUAUCUGUGCGAAUAUGGGCAGGUCCUCUGAACCUGCGAAGCUGUAUAUCUUCAACCCUCUGACAGGAGAAGCGCAACAACUACCUUCUUUGAACUAUCCGCGCCACCCUGUUGUCAUAUCACUGCAGGUGACCACGCCUGGCAGAGCAGAUUUUCGAGUGAUCGCAGUUGGGAGUGCGGCAGUUGGAAAUGGGCACCUUUCCAGAAAAACAGAGGUGUACUGCUCAGUCAGUAGGCGAUGGGAAGUUGCUGGGGAUGUGCCGGGUGAGUUCUCCUUAAACGAAUACCAGACUGGAGUCUUCUGCGAGACUCAAAAUUUGUUGUUGUGCACAGGGUUCAUGGUGGACGGAAGGAAAGGAAUCCUGGCUUUCGACGUGGUAACAAGCGAGUGGCGAGCACGCUGGGUUUGUCCAUUUCUCAGUUUGCAUCUCAGGUCCCCUUCCUCAAGAGUUAUUGACCAGCUUGUGGAGUGCAACGGCGUGAUCUACCUUUUCUCCGAGCAAGUGACUGAUUUCUCCAUGCCAAUGAGUGCAUUCUCCGAGCAAGAGAGUCCCCGUUGUGUCACCCACUGCAUUGAUAAGCUUAACUUGUGGAGCGAAGAAGGGUACACAUGGACCAGGAGACUUACCAAGCAACUGUCGGCACGAAAAUCCGAAGAUCCGUCAGAACAUCCAAAAUUCACAUGUGUCCCAGUGGGGAAGCACAAUCUCUGCAUCUUCAACACAGACGAGCUAACUGGAAAAGUGUAUGAUAUGAGCAAAGAGACAGUCGACAUUUCUCACAAUGAAUCCUUACCGACACCUCCUCUACUUCGUAGAAGCGCCAUGAAUUGUUUGAACCUAGGUUGUUAUUUGCUCGGGGCUGUUCUGCCAGAUCUCAAGCCAGAUGAAGACGUGAAUAUAGCUUUGUAGUGUGGCAUGUUUGUAUUUUUGUGUUUACUUGUAGAGCAAUACAUGUGUGUGCAACACUUUUAUCAAAUGAUACACAUUUAGUGACACUUUAUACUUAGAAAACAAGGUUGUUUAUAACUUCUUAAGAAAUUAGGGUCUAUUUAGGGCUUGGUUAGGUUUUUUUAGAAUUUGAUAGGGUUUCUCUAAGAUUUUGUAUAGGUUGUUUUUAGAUUUUUUUUGAAGUUUAUUUAGGAUUUAUAAACUUCUAGGAUAUACAUCAUGGUUGUCAAAGAGUAAAAAAUUAAAGCCUACAAAUUCUUAUAA
This is a messenger RNA of Physcomitrium patens, 2854 nucleotides long. Its product is annotated as F-box only protein 6. The record is from RefSeq and is a predicted model, not a curated record. NCBI's taxonomy places the organism in Eukaryota, Viridiplantae, Streptophyta, Bryopsida, Funariales, Funariaceae. Gene Ontology annotation, molecular function: protein binding.